UCGGUCCAGGGGUGGUGGGCAGCGGCGGUCCAGGGCUUCGCGUGGUGCCAGGAGUCGGGCGUGCCGCAGCCCCUCGCCCUCUUGGAUCCCCUGUCCUCUUCCCCCUUCCCGCCCCGGCCCGCAGUGCGAGGCUGGGAACCGCCGCCCGGGUCCGCGCCGUGCUGUCUCUGAAGGGCAUAAACCAGGGCCCAACAUGAGUCCUAAUAAAGAUGCCAGCAGUCUCAGCAGCUCGGACGCAGGGCUCGUCUGUCUCCCGCCAGUCUCCGAGGAGCUACAGCUUGUGUGGACUCAAGCCAUCCAAACCCGUGAGCUGGAUGGAAAUGAGCACCUGCUUCAAGCCUUCAGCUACUUCCCCUAUCCAAGCCUGGCAGACAUCGCUCUCCUCUGCCUGCGGCAUGGGCUGCAGAUGGAGAAGGUAAAGACCUGGUUCAUGGCCCAACGUCUCCGCUGCGGCAUCAGCUGGUCAUCUGAAGAAAUAGAAGAGACUCGCGCCAGAGUGGUGUACCACCGAGAUCAACUCCUUUUCAAGUCUCUCCUCUCUUUCACACAUCAGUCAGUGAGGCCCCCACAGGAGAAGCCUCCAGUGCUCCCUCCGGAGCAGGUUGCUCUUGGGCUGAGUCCUCUGGCGCCUAGUGAGCCCAUUAAAAUGAAAGGAUUGAAGGCAGAGCCUGAGGAGCCCUCUCAGGUAUCACAGCUGCCACUGAAUCAUCAGAAAGUUAAGGAGCCUCUGAUAAUGGGCAGCAGAACGUUCCCCCACCAAUCAGAUUGUCAGGAUCUUCAGAUCAGCGGCCUCUCUAAGGAGCAGGCAGGCAGGGGUCCUGACCAGUCAUGUGGUGGAAAGACUGCUUCCUGGAAUCACUCAACAGCUGUCCAUCAACCAGAUAAGCCCGCAUUGAUCUCAUUACUUGAUAAUAGUUGUAAGGAGGAAUCCGAACCUAGCGGGACACCUCCAUCUUCCUCUACCUCUUCUCCCUCUUUCCAGGUAUUGGCUAAUGGAACCACUGCCACCCCUAAGCCCCUCCAGCCUUUGGGUUAUAUCUCACAGUCAUUCUCACCUAGUGAGAAGGCACUGUCUCCACAAGUAGAACCACUCUGGCCCCAAAGGCUACGGAAUAACUCCGAACCAAAUCUGGCUGGCCCCACAGAAUACCUUUCCCCAGAUAUGCAACACCAGCGAAAGACUAAGCGGAAAACCAAAGAACAGCUGGCCAUCCUCAAGUCCUUUUUCCUACAGUGCCAAUGGGCACGACGAGAAGAUUACCAUAAAUUAGAGCAGAUCACUGGUUUACCUCGCCCAGAGAUCAUUCAGUGGUUUGGUGACACACGAUAUGCCUUGAAGCAUGGACAGCUGAAAUGGUUUCGGGACAAUGCAGUACUUGGUACCCCUAGUUUUCAGGAUCCAGCCAUUCCUACACCAUCAACUAGUUCCUUGAAAGAAUGGGCCAAGACACCACCUCUACCAGCCCCACCGCCCCCACCAGAUAUACGACCUUUGGAGAAGUACUGGGCAGCCCACCAGCGGCUGCAGGAAGCUGAUGUCCUUAAACUGAGUCAGGCAUCAAGACUAAGCACUCAGCAAGUGUUGGACUGGUUUGACUCUCGAUUGCCUAAGCCAGCAGAAGUGGUAGUUUGUCUAGAUGAAGAAGAAGAGGAGGAGGAGAUUGAUGAAGAACUGCCAGAAGAUGGUGAGGAAGAAGAGGAGGAGGAGGAGGAGGAGGAAGAUGAUGAUGAUUAUGAUGGUGAUGAUGUAAUCAUAUGGGACUGAGGGAGGCUGAGGCAAAGAGGAGUCUAUUAGUGACUGUUCAAACCUUUUUGAAAUUGCUCUUGUAAAAAGUUUCAUGUUCUUGAGUAGGCAAAGCGGGUAAUCUGCAGUAAACUGGAGAGGGUGACCAGGAUAAGCUGAAGUAUUGGAUCACCAUAAAUCCAAUUCUCCAGCCUCUGUGUAGAGAGAGUUUGGGAUCUGGGCAGAUACUGGCUGAAAAGAGCUCUUGCUUUGCUCUUGUGUCAUGUCUCAGCCCCACAUCUACAGGGAACCUGAAUGGAGAGAAGUAUUGUGAUCCAAUUGAUCCCAGUGCACCCCAGUAUCUGUCAGAAACUCCUUGUGCCUGACUUUCUGAGCACAUGUUCAGGCACACUGCAGCUAGUGUUUGCAGGGUCUUGGCUUUGUAACAGACACAUCCUCAGGCCCCUGAUGAUGUCUUACUCGAUUUGUCACUAAUUCACAGCAGACUGUUCUUGUUUUUGACACUGGGACCAAUCUGCUCUCUACCAUUUUAUUUCUAUGAAAUCCCCUCUUUGCUUACUAUUGUCUCAGGGUAAAUCUUUACAUACAGAGUUUGUGAAACUUUUUAAUAAUCAGAGUGUGACUAUUAGCCUGUGUAUUUAUUGGAGGUGGGGAUGAGCCAGGCAUAGUGACUGUGACUAUUAUACUUGGCAGGUAGAGGCAGGAAGAUCAAGGAGUUCAAGGUCAGCCUUGACUACAUAUGAAGUUAAAGGCCAACCUGGACUAUGUGAGACUCUGUUUUGAAACAUAACAGUGUGUCAGAGGAAAAGGGCGGUGGGAUAGUUACAGGUUUGGAUUUUCAAACCUGGCACUACUUUCUGCCCAGAUUGAUAUAGAUUGUUAGGUUGGUUUUUUAAUUAUUUUUUCCUAUUUUACUAGUGUUUCAGUUUGUAUCUAACAAAAGAUGUUUCCCUCUUUAUAGGAUCUGUCUUGUGGACAGAAGGACCAUGGUCUUCUAACUCAAUGAUGUUCUAGAACUGGGAAUCACUGGUAACAAUUGGUUAGUCAUCUGAAAAUAGAGUGCAGGACCCAAAUUGCUUAGUAAUAAAAAAAGGCCAAAAAUAAAA
Mus pahari (shrew mouse) is the source of this 2850-nucleotide messenger RNA. It is a transcript of the gene Homez, whose product is annotated as homeobox and leucine zipper encoding. Bases 194 to 1765 code for a protein of 523 amino acids. Gene Ontology annotation, molecular function: DNA-binding transcription factor activity, RNA polymerase II-specific; DNA binding. NCBI's taxonomy places the organism in Eukaryota, Metazoa, Chordata, Mammalia, Rodentia, Muridae. Gene Ontology annotation, cellular component: nucleus. Gene Ontology annotation, biological process: regulation of transcription by RNA polymerase II. The record is from RefSeq and is a predicted model, not a curated record. The transcript has 2 exons.